Funneliformis caledonium is the source of this 2082-nucleotide messenger RNA. NCBI's taxonomy places the organism in Eukaryota, Fungi, Glomeromycota, Glomeromycetes, Glomerales, Glomeraceae. The record is from the annotation of a GenBank genome assembly.
AUGUAUGUCCGUCCUUCUGAUGAUCGAAUAAAUUUUUAUCAAGAUUCUGAUGGAGAUGUUGUCGGCUUUGAAUAUUUACUUUUCGCUCAAUUCGAAUUCAUUGGUUUAUCUGUCCGUAAAAAGGCAGCUAAACCACUUUUUAAGGAUAAUGAUGGGAAGGGUAGUUUUUUAAAACAAAUUACUUGGAUUGCUGUGUCUUACAUGCAAAUGACUGAAGAACAGGUUGAAACUUGGUCGUCAGACGCAAAUCAAUUUGUCGCCGAUGAUGAUGAUGAAACUUUUAAUUAUAGCGUUAGGAUCGCAGCAAUUGAUUUAUUACAAGUAUUGCUAGAUAAAUUUUCGGAACAAACUUUGCAAGCCCUUGCUGAUACAGCCCAGCAUCUUAUAGAAGAAUCUGAUAAAGCACGUGCUACUUGUGAUAAAUGUUGGUGGAAAAUGCAAGAGGCUUGCUUAAAAGCAAUCGGUUAUGUUUCUGAGGAAUUCAAAUCAGCAAUUCAAGAGUCAAAAGUGAAUUUUGACCUCACUGGAUUAUUUGAACACGUUGUGUUUAAUUAUGUUACUGCAAUAGAUAUUCCUUUUCUUCAAGGACGAGCAAUCGUGUUUGCUAGUCAGUUUGCUACAUUCUUAUCAGAAGAACUUGCGGCACGGUAUAUUGCUGCCACUGUCGAUGCAAUCCAACGAAUCGAAUCAAUUCCUGCCAAAGUAUCUUCGUUAAAAGCGUUGCAGAAUUUCUGUCGUUAUUUAGAUACAAAAUAUGUAGCUCCAUAUCAAUCUAACAUAAUUGAAGGAGUGGCAACUCUUUUGAAUGUUACAUCUGAAGAUUCAUUAAUAUUAGUACUAGAAACGUUAGAGUUUGCGAUCAAAAUAAAUUAUGAUGUAACGGCCAGAUAUGAGCACGUGAUAGGACCAUUAGUAAUUGAUGUAUGGAUGAAAAAUCCUACUGAUCAUCUUAUUGUUUCUGUUAUAACAGAUCUUUUUGAAUCCUUAGCAAGCAACACAGCUGCAUAUGCCGCGUUUCAGUCCAGAGCAUUACCUACUUUAGUCAAUAUAAUAAACAAUGCUACUGAAUCUGCAGCGGUUGCGUCAGCAAUAGAUCUAAUAACAAGUUUGGUUAAGGGUGGACCUUCACCUUUGCCUACUUCGUACGUUGAACAUAUAUUUCCUUCGUUAAUACAUUUAAUGUUAGUACAUGAAGAUAGGAGUAUUUUACAGAACGGCGAAAUUUGUUUGAAGUACUUUAUACAAAAGGAUUGUGAACAUAUCUCACAAUGGAUGGAUUCAUCUGGAAAAACAGGCUUAGAUUAUGUAAUACAAUAUAUUGCAAAAUCUCUUCAACCAAGUCAGAGCGAGUCUGCUUGCUUUCUCGGUGAUCUAGUUGUCAAACUAAUCAAUAAGGCGGGUAAUAGGAUUGUUCCUGUACUUCCAGACCUACUUAAAGCAUCCGCUACCAGGCUAGAAGGAGCAAAAACUGCCACUUUCAUACAGUCGUUAGUUAUGAUAUUUGCGCACUUAAUGCUAAGCCAGUUGUCGACAGUUGUCGAAUUCUUGAGUACGUUGGACAUCAAUGGUCGAAAUGGAUUAGAAUUAUUACUUAAUAUUUGGCUCGAAAAUCACGAGAGUUUUCAGGGGUAUUAUAGUAUUAAAGUUAGUUCCAUUGCAUUAUCAAAAUUAUUUCUUUCUGGUGAUCCACGAAUACAAGGUAUCCAAGUUAAAGGUGAUUUAAUUGUCACGAAUUCCUCUAGGAUUAUGACUCGAUCAAGAACUCUAACAAAUCCUGACCAGUAUAUCUAUAUUUCCGCCAACUGCGAUGAAUGGGAAGAUGUAGAAGAACCUUCACCAUUCGCCCCAGCAGAAGAUUACGUUGUUCUUUCUGAAUACAUAGAUAAAAAGGGAACAGAAAUAGACCUUGAUGAUGACCCAGAUGUGAAAGAUGACCCAGUUUAUCUUACGAAUCUUAGAGAAUAUCUUACGGACUUUUUCCGUCAUUGCGUAAUUCAAAAUGAAAAUAAUUUUGUUCAUUUUUGUUCCGAUUUAAAAGAAGAAGAACAACAAAAAUUACGAUUAUUAGUUAAUGACAAAUAA